This is a messenger RNA of Oncorhynchus tshawytscha (Chinook salmon), 2644 nucleotides long. RefSeq names its product arachidonate 12-lipoxygenase (gene alox12). Gene Ontology annotation, molecular function: arachidonate 12(S)-lipoxygenase activity; iron ion binding; arachidonate 15-lipoxygenase activity. The transcript is spliced from 14 exons. Gene Ontology annotation, biological process: linoleic acid metabolic process; lipid oxidation. Bases 416 to 2428 code for a protein of 670 amino acids. The record is from RefSeq and is a predicted model, not a curated record. Lineage: Eukaryota; Metazoa; Chordata; Actinopteri; Salmoniformes; Salmonidae.
GAGGGAGGAGGGCAUGUAGACAUAAAGUGAUAGAGAGAGAAGCCAAGUCAUUAGCUUGGAAACGUGGACAGGUAGUGAGAGGGUGUGAAUGAAAGAGGAUUUUUUUUUAAAAGUGUAUUUUGAAGUGUAGCAGACUGCUGGUGGAUGACUGAACCGGUUGACAGUGGAGUGGACUGACUAACUUUCUGAGUGAGAUUUCAGAGAGAGGGAAGAGAGGAGAGAGAGGGUUGCUCUGGAGUGAAGAAAAUUUGCACUCUACACAAAGAAAGAGAGAGAGUGAGGGAAGAGGAAAUAGGGACGGGGGAAGAGUUAGGUACACGGAAAUAAACAGGAGAGAGAAAAAGGUGUAGAGAAAAGUGUUCGGAGCCUAAUAGUGAAUGUUCUAUCUAUCCCUAACAGCAGUGAGUGUUUUUCGAUGGAGGAAUAUAAGGUGACAGUUGCUACAGGCACAUCAGAGUAUUCCGGCACCAAUAACUACAUAUAUGUCACCCUGGUUGGAGAGAAUGGACAGAGUGAGAGAACAAUCCUGGACAACCCUGGACUGGACUUCUGUAGAGGAGCGGUGGAUGAGUACAAGGUGUGUAGCCCAGCCCCUCUGGGUCCUCUCCUCCUGGUUCGUCUGGAGAAGCAGCGUUACUGGGUGGAGGAUAACUGGUUCUGUCGCUAUGUCACUGUGGAGCCACCAGGUGGUGGUAUAGCACUCACCUUCCCCUGCUACCGCUGGCUCAUAGGAGACGUCAAGGUGGAGAUACGAGAAGGCACAGCGAAGAGACUCUGUGAUGAUACCUCUCCUCAGCUAUUGGCUCACAGAAAAGCAGAACUGCAGGAGAGACAAACGAUAUACAGAUGGACUGCAUGGGCUUCUGGGAUUCCCAAGUGUAUUGAUGCCAAGACCGAAGCAGACCUGCAUCAGGACGUACGUUUUGACAGCGAGAAAAGGAGCGACUUUGAGGGCUCCUUACACUAUGCUAUUCUAGAGCUGUCUCUGAAGAAACUAGCCAUCAGGUUUGGAAAGUCAUGGGAUGAUCUGGAGGACUUUAAACGAUGCUUCUGGAAACUCAAAAGCCCCAUAGCUGAGUACUGUAUGGAGCACUGGAAGGAAGAUUGGUUCUUUGGGUACCAGUGUCUGAAUGGUUCAAACCCCCGCAUGAUCCAGCGCUGCAAGGAGCUUCCAGGAAACUUCCCCGUCUCUGGGGACAUGGUGCAGGGGUCGCUGGCACCCAGGACCACCCUGGACAAGGAGCUAAAGGCUGGUAACAUCUACUUGAUUGACUAUGCCAUUAUGGAUGGUGUUCCCACCAAUGUAAUCAGGGGGAAACCACAGUACAUCGCUGCACCUCUGUGUCUACUAUAUGAGCACCCUGACCAGGGACUCAUACCCGUUGCCAUACAGCUAGGACAGACUCCUGGCUUGGACACCCCCAUCUUCCUGCCUAAUGACCCCCCCCUGGCCUGGCUAUUGGCUAAGAUUUGGGUCCGUCACUCAGAGUUCCAGGUGUUCCAGUUGCUGUCACACCUGUUGAGAACGCACCUGUUGGUAGAAGUGUUCUGUGUGGCUACGUUACGUCAACUUCCCGCUGUACACCCUGUAUACAAGCUCCUGGCUCCCCACCUGCGCUACACUCUGGAGAUCAACUGCAGGGGACGGACUCAGCUCGUCUCCGCUGACGGCAUCUUCAAAAGGGUGGUGUCUACAGGAGGGGAGGGCCUGCUCGUCCUGUCCCAGAGAGAGUACAAGGUCCUGACCUACCGCUCUCUCCAACCCUGCUGGGACUUCCAACAGCGCGGAGCCACCACACUCAAAGACUACUUCUACAGGGAGCACAGCCUCAUGCUGUGGGACGCCAUACACAGUUUUGUCUCAGGGAUGAUAUCUGUGUACUACCAAUGUGACAGUGAUGUGGUGGAGGACCCUGAGCUACAGACCUGGAUAAAGGACAUCGCUGAGGAGGGCUUUGUCGAUGUCCCCACGUUUGGCUUGUCCAACGAACUCAAAAACAAAGCAGAGCUGGUUACCUUGCUGAGUGUAGCCAUCUUCACGAGCACAGCACAGCACGCAGCCACCAACAAUGGACAGUUUGACUGGUGUGCUUGGGUACCCAACACCCCGUGCACCAUGCGUCACCCCACGCCAACCGACAAGGAUGCUGUUACCAUGGAGAUGAUAAUGGACAGCCUGCCUGAUGUCAGCCAAACAUGUUUGGAGAUGGCGAUCACAUGGCACCUGGGGCGGCCACAACCUGAUGCAGUCCCGUUGGGUCAGUAUCCAGAGCAGUACUUCACUGAGCCCCAGGCCCAGGAGGUGAUUGACAGGUUCAGAAAGGAACUGAAGGAUAUAGAGGAACACAUCCUGAGCCAGAACCAGGGACUGGAGCUACCUUACCUCUUCCUCCUGCCCAGUCGCAUCGAGAACAGCAUUACUAUAUAGAUUAGACCCCAAUGUCUUAUCAUCAUUACUUUUUUACUAACUGAGGAGCAGGGCCGGACAAUCGCAUUUGGGGCCCCGGGGACCUGCUGAGGAGCAUCCCACUGGGCACAGACAUCAAUUCAACUUCUAGUUUUGAUAUACAGUUCCAGUCAGAAGUUUGGACACACGUACUCAUUCAAGGGAUUUUCUUUACUUUGACUAUUUUCUACAUUGUAG